Messenger RNA from Epithele typhae, 873 nucleotides. RefSeq lists its product as uncharacterized. The coding region runs from base 1 to 873 and encodes 290 amino acids. The record is from RefSeq and is a predicted model, not a curated record. The transcript has 2 exons. NCBI's taxonomy places the organism in Eukaryota, Fungi, Basidiomycota, Agaricomycetes, Polyporales, Epitheliaceae.
AUGCCGUCGAUCUCGACAACAGAGCCUUCCGGCCGGCUCCCGGAAAAAUCAUCAGACUAUGCCCCGUCCGGGGAGCGCAACAUGCGAGACUUCGAGCCAGGGUACCGUCUGGCCGCCACGUCCUCCCACUUCCCAACCCACAGCUUGGCACGCUCCAUCACCUCCGUCGAGUCCACCGCCGUCGGCACGCUCGCGGGACGCGUUGGCACAUACGCAUCCGCUCCCGGGAUUGCGGCAGUCUCGUCGAGCGCGGGGUCGCAAGCGGCGACCGGGUGGGUGGUCGUGUCGCAGGCGUAUGCACUUGGACGUGUCCAUGCGUGGACGCAAGCGACCGAGUCUGUGCAGGGGUCUCGACCUCGCACUCCGAUUCCAACUGCACCCACACUGCUUGCCGUCGGUGCGGAGGCUGGACCCACGAACCUGGUGCCGUCGGAGAAGCGGCCCGAGGUGCGGCUCAAGCUACCGUAUAUGGUCGCGCUGUGGCCGUACUUUACGGAAGGCACCCCUUGCGCUGAGGGCAGGGAUGGAAGAUUUAUAUGCACUGUGGAGGGGGGGAGUGGGCUUGGUGCUUGCAGAGGCGACGAAAGCGGAGGCACAGGCGGAGGGGCGCGAAAACCUCGGCGAUCGGCGCGGGGGGCCGGGUUCGGCGCUCCAGAAAUGCGCACGAAAUACGAAAUCUAUGUCUUCGUCCCAGACAGUCGAGCACCUACCCGAACACGCACGCCACCAGAAGACGCACGCCAGGCUGGGUGCGACAACGUAGUCUCCACUCUCGACUCUUCACGCCAACUCGGAGACGAACGCCAAAAGCGCAGCAACCGGGACGUGGCAAGCGGCGGGCAGACAAGCGCCGAGAACCCCUCGCCCAAAUGA